Cladophialophora immunda is the source of this 1147-nucleotide messenger RNA. RefSeq lists its product as hypothetical. The coding region runs from base 390 to 905 and encodes 171 amino acids. The record is from RefSeq and is a predicted model, not a curated record. Gene Ontology annotation, biological process: mitotic spindle assembly checkpoint signaling. Gene Ontology annotation, cellular component: nucleoplasm; kinetochore; cytoplasm. Lineage: Eukaryota; Fungi; Ascomycota; Eurotiomycetes; Chaetothyriales; Herpotrichiellaceae. The transcript is spliced from 4 exons.
AAAAAUUACGAGUUUGAAGGUUAACGAUUAUUGCCUGGUCAACAAUCAGGAUCAACACAAAACCCCCGGAUUAACAUCAACCACACUUUACUCUGCACUGUGGCACUGAACACCCAACAUGAGCAAGAUGGCGGUUGACAAGAAAGACAAGUCGCAGUUGCACAAGGUUGCACUUAAAGGGUCAUCGAAGACAGUCGCAGAAUUCGUAAGUGCAAGCCGCCCUGAUUUCACACGCGCCGAAACUGAGAAAACAGUUCGAAUACUCGAUAAACACGAUACUGUUCCAGAGAGGCGUAUAUCCCGCAGAGGAUUUUACACCGUGAGCGCUUCGAAACGCCUAGCGAAAAACUCUGACUAGGGAUUGCAGGGUCAAGAAAUAUGGACUCAACAUGCUCGUGUCCUCGGACGACCAGGUCAAGGCGUACAUCAAGAAGAUCAUGUCACAACUGAACAAAUGGAUGGUCGGAGGCAAGAUCUCGAAGUUGGUGGUGGUCAUCACAAGCAAAGAGACGGGCGAACACGUCGAGAGGUGGCAAUUCGAUGUACAAAUCUUGGGGAAGUCUUCGAAGCAGCGGUCCUCCAAGAAGGCAGCAGACAAGGAAAACACAGCACCCGAUGAAGCUGCAACAGAGGAGAUCGAACCCGAGAAGACCGAAACACAGAUACAGGAAGAGAUUCAAGCCAUCUUCCGCCAGAUCACAGCGUCUGUCACAUUUUUGCCGGUGCUGGACGGGAACUGCACCUUCAACGUGUUGGUCUACGCUGAUGCAGAUUCCGAUGUCCCUAUUGAAUGGGGAGACAGCGAUGCCAAGGAGAUCAAGAACGCAGAAAAAGUCCAACUACGCAGUUUCAGCACCAGCAACCAUAAGGUAGAUACCAUGGUCAGCUAUCGAUUGGCGGAGUGAAACUGGCAAGGUCUUUGGGGGCAGCGCGGAGUUUCGGGGGUCUCGUUGGAAUUGAUGAUAGGUCUCAGGACAUGACUGUCAACUUGAAGUAGAAGCAACCUCGAUACUGAUGACAUCUGCGUGAUUGUGCGAGUUAUGAUUAAUGAUGAUCAUGAUUGGUUCGGAGGGGUGAGGCUACUCAGCCUUGUAGAGUGGGGUGAAGUUGGAGAAACUUUUUGCGGUCGCCCACCAUGGUUUCUUUG